GUUCGCGGCAGUGUGUGUCGCGCCAUGGAACAGACAUGUCGCUCCGGCGCGUGCUGAGUGCGGUGCGCGGCGCGCGCGCGGCCCUCGCGCGGGGCACCCUCGCCGCGGUGGUCAAGUCCAUCGUCUCCGUCGUCAUCAUCUGCUGCCUCGCCGUCUCCUCCCCGCAGUCGGCGUCGGCCAAGCCGUUCACGCUGAGCUUCCCGAGCUGGUCGCUGGCGGGGCUGGUGGGGCGCGAGGCGGGGCGCCGGCCGGGGGUUAAGCCCUACACGGGCCGGCGCGUGGGCAACGACACGCUGCGGAUGAUCUACCACCACGACCAGACGGUCGCCGUCGUCGAGCUAGGAGACGACAAGCUGCUGCUCAACUGCGAGCUCAUCGAGACCAAUGACGAGGAGGACACGGUGCGUCUCCUGGCUCGACUCUCUGUCAUCAACCGGCCGCUCGCCGUCACCUUCCCGCAGAUGAUGCGGCUCAUGGCGCAGUGCCAGCGGGUGGAAGGAGUGGAGUCUCGCUGGGGCGAGACGCGGCGAGGGGUGCAAGGCGGGCGGGAGAAGAAGCAGGUGCAGGCGCGGCUGAGGGCGGGCGGCGCCAACGACGGCCUGCUGGGCGGCAGCCCGCUGUCGCUGCUGCAGGGCAUUAUACCAGGUACAAAAUGGUGCGGAACGGGUGACAUAGCGGCGGACUACCACGACCUGGGCGCGGCGCGGUCGCUGGACCGCUGCUGCCGCACGCACGAUCUCUGCCCCACCAAAGUCCGCGCCUUCUCGCGCCGCUACAACCUCACCAACAACUCGCUGUACAGCAAGUCGCACUGCGCCUGCGACGACAUGCUCUUCUCCUGCCUCAAGGCCACCAACACCAGCGCCGCGCAGCUCAUGGGCCACAUCUAUUUCAACAUAGUGCAGGUCCCGUGCCUCGCGGACGCGCCCUCGGGCCGCCAGUUCCGGGAUGCGAAAGAGGGCUUUUAAGGGGUUAUCUCAAACUCAAAUCAAACAUUGCAGGGAAAAGCGUGACAUAGGGGGAGGUGUACAAAUAGUGGAAAAUGUGGGGUUACUAACGACAUCUACCGCGAGGUAGACGAACUAGUGUAACAGCGCCAUCUGUUGUCGUUUUAGACGAUCAUAUCGUUAUAGUUUGGCUUUAUUUUUAUUUUUUGUAUUCUCUCGAAAGUAUUACUAGUAAACAUUCCGUCGAUUACCGUGUAACGAUCAUAUUUUGUCCUGACAUUAAUUAUUGUAAAUACUUAGAUCAUAUUCGUCGAUGUUAGGAGUUAAUGUAAUACACGACCGUAGCGUUUAGUAUUCGUUUGCACGAAAUGUUAUUUGCAUUUAAAAUGUGUUGUCAAUGGUUUGUUGUGUAGAGAUUGUCUCGGUUAACGUUAUUUAUUGUUAAAGUUAUUAACUAUGUAUCUGUGAUAUGUCUGUGCCUUGAAGUUCAUGUACUAUGAUGGCGCUGAAUAGGGUAAUUAUUGUAAUUCGAUUACAUUUAUGUUUUAAAAUCCAAAUUAUUUAAAAUAUUAUUAUUUAUUAAAGUAUAUUUUUUAAA
Molecule: messenger RNA, 1545 nt
Organism: Aricia agestis (brown argus)
Lineage: Eukaryota; Metazoa; Arthropoda; Insecta; Lepidoptera; Lycaenidae
Exons: 4
Coding region: 36-968 (310 amino acids)
Biological process (GO): arachidonate secretion; phospholipid metabolic process
Source: RefSeq, a predicted model, not a curated record